AGCGGGUUAAAAAAGCAAUCGGGUCCCUAGUUUCUUUCUCAAAAAAGCAAUCCAGUCAUGUAGCGCGUCGUGGCUGUGGCCGGCCCCUGGCCAUGGCAGCGGCCAAGCCGUUGCUGUGGCCAACCAUGGCCGCUUGUGGCGGAGGCAGCCGUGAGUGGUGAGCGGUGGCCAGCCAGCACGCAUGCAAGCCAGCCAACCGACCAGCAAGCGGCGGCGCUGCACGCACGCUCGCGGUGACGACGGCCAGCACGCGGCGGCGGGGGCUGCUGCGCACGCAAGGCCGCGGCACGCCAGCACGUCCGAGGCGGCUCCAGCCGGCCAGCAAGCGGCGGCGGCUGCACGCACGCUCACGGCGACGACGUCCAGCAUGCGGUGGCGGCGGCUGCUGCGCACGCACGCAAGGCCGCGGCACGCCAGCACGACCGAGGUGGCUCCAGCCGGCGUGGUUGCGCCGCCGUCUCCAGUCCCGACCAGCGUCGGAGAGGUGCUUCGCCGGGGCGUCGCCAUGGCGAAGAGCGCGGAGUGCACACGAUGUGUUCGAGGAAAUGCCAGAGAGAGAGAGGAGGAGGAGGAGGAGGAGGAAGAAAAUUAAUGCUGACAGGUGGGCCCAUCCUGUCAGAAAGGCGUUUAGAAGACGCGAAUCGGACACUUUCCUGACAUGGUAGUUUUCAGUCAAAGAUUAGUCAAAAAGUGAUAGUUUUCGGCACAAAUUUGUAAAGUGGUAGUUUAUAAACACAGUUCCGCGAAAUGUGGUAGUUUUUUGUUAAAUACUCUAUUCAGUUAGUAUAUAAGGUUAGUUAAAUUGUCUGACAAUCUUGCAGGUUGCUCUAGUUCUCUUGGUACUAAGAAAUGAUUGCUUGGUCCUUCCGAGUGGAAGAGAAGUUAAUAACAAUACAUUGCUAAAGACUCUUGUUUUACCAAGUCUUAGAAUGCUAGAGCAUGAUGCAUCAGAUCUUUCUGCCUUCCUUGGUUUCAUUUAUUCAUCAAGUGAUGGUGUCAUUAAUCUCAGGAACAGACUUUCAGAGGAUUUUUCGGUUUCCAAAUGUUCUACCAUUGCUGAUUUUGCAAGAUCAAUCAAUUAUGGCAUUCCUGGACAUCUACUACAAUUGCUUGAGAAGUUCUUUUCAUGGAGGAAUUGGCCAUUAGUCACACCACAUGGUGAAGCAGCAACAUAUGAGAAAAUGCUUAGAAAAUUCACUAUAGAUGAACAGACGAGGGAAAACAGACACUUAGAUUUAUUAAAAUGUCUAAAGAUUGGAAUUAGUGAAUUACCUCAAGAUUGUGAAAUCCAGGAUGCUAAGUACCAUUUAUUUUCUAGUGGUGAAGUUGUGCUAGAAAUGAUCAAGGUGUUCAUAAAAUUUGUGGAAAAUAUGUCCGUCCGUCUGCAAAAGGUGCAAAUUUCCCAUCCAAGAGGCUACGAUGAUGUUCUGGGGUUUGCACAUUUCCUGACUAGCAAGGAAUAG
This is a messenger RNA of Triticum aestivum (bread wheat), 1463 nucleotides long. RefSeq lists its product as uncharacterized. The record is from RefSeq and is a predicted model, not a curated record. Bases 930 to 1463 code for a protein of 177 amino acids. The transcript is spliced from 5 exons. NCBI's taxonomy places the organism in Eukaryota, Viridiplantae, Streptophyta, Magnoliopsida, Poales, Poaceae.